AUGAGGGAAGGGUUGAGAUCUCGGACUCGGUCGGGGAAGGUUUCUGGUGAAAGAAAGGUUGUUCAGAAGGGAAGGGUUUCUGUGAAGAAUGCUAGUGAUAAUUUAGUUUCGGGGGAUGAGGGUUUUGAGGCACCUUCUUUGUUGAUUGAGAAGAAAGGCGAUGGUAAUUUGGUUUCGUGUGAAGAGGGUUUAGAAGCACCUACCUUGUUGAUUGAGAAGAAAGACGAUGAUAAUUUGGUUUCAUGUGAUGAGGGUUUAGAGGCACCCACCUUGUUCAUUGAGAAGAAAGACGAGGAUUUAGUUUCCGGGGAUGAGGGUCUAAAGGCACCUACCUCGUUGAUUGAGAAGAAAGACGAGGAUUUGGUUUUCAGGGAUGAGGGUUUAGAGGCACCUACCUCGUUGAUUGAGAAGAAAGACGAGGAUUUGGUUUUCAGGGAUGAGGGUUUAGAGGCACCUACCUCGUUGAUUGAGAAGAAAGACGAGGAUUUGGUUUUCAGGGAUGAGUGUUUAGAGGCACCUACCUCGUUGAUUGAGAAGAAAGACGAGGAUUUGGUUUUCAGGGAUGAGUGUUUAGAGGCACCUACCUCAUUGAUGGAGAAGAAAGACGAGGAUUUAGUUUUGGGGGAUGAGGGUUUAGAGGCACCUACCUCGUUGGUUGAGAAGAAAGACAUGGAUUUAGUUUUGGGGGAUGAGGGCUUAGAGGCACCUACCCUGUUGAUUGAGAAGGAAGACAAGGUUGAAUGUGCUGGUGAAGUUGACUGUGCUGGCGAAGUUGAAUGUGCUGUGAAAACAAAACUUGACUUGGAUUUGAAUGCCAGUCCAAGUGUAGAUAUUGACUUAGCUGAGAAUGAGAGCUGUUUGGAUUUAAAGGUGAACAUGAGUGGAAAUGUUGUCUUAGCUGAGAAUGGGAAUAGUAGCCCUAGGAGUUGUUUAAAAGAUGGUGAUAGUAAUAUAGAAGCUGAGGUUGAUAGGGAGGUGAGUGGGGCUAGAGUAUUGCGGUCAAGGUUAAAGACGGGAGACUACAAAAAAUCUGAUAAUGGAGGGAAUGACACUGCUGGGAAUAUUGGAGAACCUGGUGGGUUUGACGAGCUUAAAGAAGCUGGUGGGAUUUUAACUGUUGGGAACGAGAUUGAAAGAGUUGAGGUGAAAAUGGGAGGGAAGGGCAAGAAGAAAUUGAAACGGAAGCGUGGGAGGCCUCCGAAAACGGAGAUAAAAGAGAAAGAUGAAUUUGUUGACCAGCACCAGCCACCUCCGCGUAAGGUUGGGAGGCCUCCAAAAACUGAGAUAAAAGAGAGAGGUGAAUUAGUUGAUCAGCCACCACGUAGGGUUGGGAGGCCUCCAAAAACAGAGAUGAAAGAGAAAGAUGAAUUAGUUGAUCAGCCACCGCGUAGGGUUGGGAGGCCUCCGAAAACAGAGAUAAAAGAGAAAGGUCAAUUAGUUGCUCAGCCGCUGAGUAAGUUUGGGAGGCCUCUCAAAGAAGUUAUAAAAGAGGAUGAUCAGUUAGUUCAGGCACCGCGUAAGCGUGGAAGACCUCCCAAAACCGACCAACAAAAGUAUCCAAUGACUGUGUCACAUAAUAGUAACGGAAAGGCGAGAAAUGAAAAUGGGAAAAAAGUUUCCAGUAAAAAGUUUAAAAAGAAGAGGAAAUCAAAUACUGUGAAAGCACCUGCUGCCAAUCAAAGAAAAAAACGUGAACAAAAGCAGUUGGUGAGUAAUCAAAUAAUGGAAUGUCUCUCGGAUGCAGGAUGGACUGUUGACCAUAGACCUAGAAAAGACGGAAGAGAUUAUCACGAUGCAGUAUAUGUUGCUCUGGAUGGAAGAACACAUUGGUCAAUUACCUUGGCGUACAAGAGGCUUAAAGCGCGUUAUGAAGCGGGGGAUGGUGAAGGUAAGCUGUACAGACCAGGAUUCAAAUUUACACCAAUACCAGAGGAAGAUUUCAAAUUAUUGACUAGAGUAGUUACCAAGAAAAGAUGUUCAGCUAAAAGUAAUGUUGAUGGGGUCAAUCGAAAAGAGAAAAAAAUAAAACCAGGUUCUGGUGCAGGCAAGGGUAAGUCAGUGAAAGGGAAAAUGAAAAGGAAAAGAUCACUUGCCGAGGAUGGCGAUACAGAUUUUAAAUCACCUAACAGGUUGCCGGUUCUGGCCAGGGAUCGGAAGCGGCAGAAAACACAGAACAAGACGCGAGGUGCUCUGUUGGUUCGUGAUGCUACAGAAGAGGUAGAUUCAGAAAUUAACGGAUAUGUGCCAUACAUCGGAAAACGAACUAUACUUGCCUGGAUGAUUGAUUUGGGCACAAUCCCUCAAAAUGGGAAGGUCUGUUAUAUGCAAGACAAGUUGGAAAUUGCUCCACUGGAAGGUAAGAUCACAGGUGAUGGUAUCCACUGUGGCUGCUGUAAUUCAAUCAUAACAGUUUCAGACUUUGGAGUUCAUGCAAGAAGCAAACAAUCUGAUCCUCUUAAAAAUAUAUAUACGGAGGAUGAAACUUCACUCCUACAGUGCCUGCUAGAUUCAUGGAAUAAACAAGAUGAAUCUGAACGUAAAAGUUUUCAUUUUGUUGAUGUUGUGGGUGAAGAUCCUAAUGACGAUACAUGUGGUAUUUGUGGAGAUGGUGGAGACCUGAUGUGCUGUGAUGGUUGCCCAUCAACGUUCCAUAAAAGCUGUUUGGAUAUAAAAAAGUUUCCAUCUGGUGACUGGCACUGCAUUUACUGUUGUUGCAAAUUUUGUGGGUUGGUUGGUGGAAGUUCAAACCAAAAUGUUGUCAAUGACGAGUUUACUAUGCCUGCAUUGCUCACAUGCCAUUUAUGUGGGGAAAAAUUUCACAAAUCCUGUAUUGAGGCAAAUGGUGGUAAGACUGAUGAUUCUGGCGAUGCAUUAUUUUGCGGAAGCAAAUGUCAAGAGUUAUCCGAGGGACUUGAAAGGCUUCUUGGGGUUAAACAUGAAACUGAAGAUGGGUUUUCUUGGUCUUUUAUUUGGCGAUCAGAUGUUGGCGUUGAUGCUUCUCUGACAAAGCCUCAUCUGGUAGAGUGUAAUUCAAAGCUGGCUGUUGCAUUAUCAAUAAUGAAUGAGUGCUUCAUGCCAUUUAUUGAUCAUAGAAGUGGGACCAAUCUGAUCCGCAGUAUUGUAUAUAAUUGUGGGUCAAACUUCAAACGCCUGAAUUAUAGUGGGUUCAUUACUGCGAUUCUAGAGAGAGGUGAUGAGAUCAUAUGUGUUGCAUCUAUCAGGAUCCAUGGGAACCAACUCGCAGAGAUGCCAUUCAUUGGAACCCGCUAUAUGUAUAGGCGACAAGGCAUGUGCCGUCGGCUUCUAAAUGCCAUUGAAAGGGCCCUCAAUUCUUUACAUGUUGAGUUAUUAAUCAUACCAGCUAUAUCAGAACUCAAAGAAACCUGGACUUCUGUUUUUGGGUUUGAGCCACUUGAUCAAACACGCAAGCAAAUAACAAAGAACAUGAAUCUGUUGGUGUUCCCUCACGUAGAUAUGCUACAGAAGAAGAUAUCAAAGCAUGACUUUACUAAUGAAAAUUUGAUUCCUACUGAAGUUUCCAAUCAUAAGAAGAAUCAUACUACAUGCAAGGUAGCAAAUCUGGACGGGAAUGACUCAACUGGAUCUGAUUGUUGCAAGAAAAUUGAUAACUCAUUGAAUAACACACCUGACAUUACUAGCGACAACGUACAGAACAGUAAAUCUACAAAAGAUGUCACAUGUCAAGCUGUAUGUCAGACCGUUCAUGAACAAUUGGUUGUGGACAACAAAAGCACUGAAAUUGCUGGUGAGCAUGUGGCUGAUUCUUGUUGCCAAGUUGGAGAUUACGAUGGUGCACUGUUGGAGGUUACUGAAAAUUGUUCAAACAAGGUCAAAGUAACAACUGACGUUGGUUUAAAUAACAUUUGUGCUGAAAAAUCUGCACUCUCUGGGGCAGAAAAUAUUCCUAUUGACUCACCAGUCGUGUUUAGGACAAGGGAAUCAAAAUAUUCUGCUGACAUUAACCAUGAUUCACACAAGAUUUCUGACAGUUGUGAACUUAGAUUUAAGACCUCUGCUCAAUCAGACGGUAUUGGAUCAGAAGAAGUACAUACUCAAUUCGACAAUGGUUGCAGCACUCAUUCUUUACCAGAUGGUGAUAUUGCCUCUGGUGUAGCAGGUCUCCCAACCAACAUCUUGAUGAACACUGAAUCACAGAAUAUUACCCAAGAUUUGCCUGUUAGUUGUGAAAACAAUUUAAGUGUUAGUGUGCCAAAUGCUGAUGAAGCAGAACUAUGUUAUUCCAAAACCAUUGAUCUCCAAACAAACAAAAAUCCUGGAGAUUGUCAAUCUAUACUAGUGUCUUCCGGUAUUUGUAAGGAAAUUGCAGAUGGUGUCAAUGAGACGAAUAAAGCAUCCAGUGAAGCUGAUACUGGUUGUCUUCCUGCUGAUAUUGAAAUAAUUCUUGAUGAUAAACCUGGUUCUCAUUCUAGAUCCAAUGGUCGUAGUGUCUCCAACGAAGCAGGUCUCACCAACAACGUUUUGAUUCAUCUUGAAUCGCAGAAUAUUACCAAACAUUUUCCUGUUAAUUGUGAAAACAAUUCUAGUGGUCAUGGAGAUUGCCACUACAUACUAGAAUCUUCAGCUGUUUGUGAGAAAAUUACAGAUGGGGUCAGUGAGAGGAAUAAAGCGCCCAGUGCUGCUGAUGCCAAUGAUCUUCCAAUUGAUAUUGAAGUAGUUCCCAAUAACAAGCCUGAGAUAAAGGAGUCUUCAGAGCCUGUGAAGCCUGAUAUGCAGGUUGAUCAAACUGAACAGAGUGAAACUAACACUGCUUCAGGUGCGGCUCUGCACUGUACAUCUGCUGGCAGUACUUCAUGUGGUAGUGCUGACGGCUUAGUUCUGUUAAACCAAGACAGUUGA
This is a messenger RNA of Lathyrus sativus (Indian pea), 4878 nucleotides long. Lineage: Eukaryota; Viridiplantae; Streptophyta; Magnoliopsida; Fabales; Fabaceae. The record is from the annotation of a GenBank genome assembly.